Messenger RNA from Haemonchus placei, 1281 nucleotides. The record is from the annotation of a GenBank genome assembly. Lineage: Eukaryota; Metazoa; Nematoda; Chromadorea; Rhabditida; Trichostrongylidae.
AUGUGUGCUCGUCGGCUGCUGUUCCUGAUAUUUUUGGUCAUCGUUGAUCAUUUGGUUGUGGCCGAUUUCCCUUCGAACAAUGCCGAUCUUAAGGCUCGUCUGGAUCUGUCCGCAUUCAAGUUCUUCUCAAAGACGGCUCAUCACGUGGUAGAUCGUGAAAUACCAAAAGUCACCAUUCCCGACAUAACACUUGAUAUUACUGCUGGACCCGGUACAGGCAAAGUUUCUGCGCAUGAUCUGAACAUCAUUAAAUUCAAAUCACCAAACUUCAAUUUUUUACUGAGCGACCAAGGACUGUCAUGGUCGUCGAAUGGAGGUGCUGCGAAAAUUGGAGGUCGAUGGGAAGCAGUAUACACAAUUGGUGUGCCGUUACGAGAAUCCGGAUGGAUCGAAGUGCUGGCUGCGGAUAUACGAGUGAACGUAUCGGCAAGAGUGUUAGACGUUCAAGCACGGCCUCAAAUAGUACUCGGUGACUGUACGGCCGACAUUAUGCACUUUGACUUCCAAAUUGGCGGUGGUGUAAUACCCUGGUUGGUGAAUCUCUUCCGAACUCCGAUCUCGCUCGCCUUGAGGAAAGCCAUUCAUAAUCAGGCAUGCGAGAGCGCUAGAUCGAUUUUGUUAACUAAUUUCAACGAUUUUCUACUCUCCCUGCCACUACACAUACCAAUCGGACAAGACUUCUAUCUUGACUAUGCAAUGGAACGAAAUUUAACAUAUAAUAGCGAUUUUGCCGAGGCAGAGUUAUUGGCGGACGUGGUCUAUGGUGCCCAGACAUGCCAUCCAGAGAAAAUUGAGCAAUGGGAAGAGACUGGCCUCGUACCAAAGAUGAUGGUUAUCUGGUUAAGUGAGACUGUACCGAAUUGCCUUCUCAGUAGCGCUCAUGAAGGGAAACUCGUCCAGUUCACUGUCACCAAGAACAUUCCACAGCUGGCUUCUUACUUAAGAACCAGCUGCUCUAUGUUGUCCAUCUGCAUCGGACGAUUCUUCGAGAAACUUCGAACCGAUUUUCCGGAUCAAUACGUCGAUCUACACUUUCACACCUACAAUGCACCGAUUAUACGAAUGCAUGAUGGUGAAGUGACUAUAAAUGCCACAUUCGCAAUCGACUUCUAUAUACAUCCAAAGAAGGAACAUCCAAAAAAUCUGGCACGAAUGAUUCUGCAAUCGUCAUCGAUGAUUCUACCAGAAAUUGUGGAUAAUCGACUGUCUGGCCAGCUUAACAAUACCCAACUUCAGCUUUGGGAAGAUUUUUCGGACAUCGGUGAAAUGUCAAAAACGUAA